Molecule: messenger RNA, 1472 nt
Organism: Etheostoma cragini (Arkansas darter)
Lineage: Eukaryota; Metazoa; Chordata; Actinopteri; Perciformes; Percidae
Gene: dtwd2
Product: DTW domain containing 2
Exons: 6
Coding region: 99-956 (285 amino acids)
Source: RefSeq, a predicted model, not a curated record
CUAGAUCACUCUACAUGGAAAGCAACUACCGGUUUAACAGUUAUUCCGACGCCACUUAAAUGCAGCAUUGGAUAAGUUAGCUUCUUGCUAACUCUGCAAUGGACAAUGUCCCCAGUUUUUGUUCGUCACUCUCUUCAGAAGAAAACGGUCCAGAAACCGGCAACAGCUCGUCAACGGAAGAUGGAUUAGUCGACGCUUUUGGCGACCUGGCUGCCCUCCCGGUCGAGGUUGGUGAGAGAAGACCGACGUGUUUACGGUGCCGUCGCCCUGAGAAGGUGUGUCUCUGUCCUUUUCUUCCACCACAACCCCUGGAGGUCUCCACAUGUCUGUACGUAGUGCAGCACCCUGCAGAGGAGAGCAGAGUACUUCGCACAGUGCCGCUACUUGCUGCUUGUUUGCCACAAGAAAAGUGCAAUGUCAUAGUGGGAAGGAGAUUCAAUGAGGAAAAGCACCCGGAGCUGGCAGCGGUGUGUCGGGACAGCAGGACGCUAAUACUAUACCCCGGUCCCAAAUCUCAGAACCUGGAAGAAUUAGUGCAGUACCAGGAAGUAGGCACUUUAAAACACAAUGUGAUCAUCAUAGAUGGGACCUGGAGCCAGGCCAAGAACAUGUUCCUCAAAAACAGCCUCUUCCACCUGCCUAAACAGGUGCAGCUCAGCAGGACUCUUUCCAGUCAGUAUGUGAUCCGCACACAGCCCUCCAACAUCUGUCUGUCCACGCUGGAAUGUGCUGCUGUCGCCUUGUCCAUCUUGGAGCAGAAUGACGUCAUCCAAGAGGUUCUGCUGAGGCCCCUAAAAGCCCUGUGCUCCUUCCAGCUGCAGCACGGCGCUCAGAUUCAUCAUAGCAAGGAGCAUCUACUGAAGAACGGCAUGUACGACAAACCAAUGCCCAAGAACAAACGCAAGAUAAAGAGGAUGGAGAAACUCGUCACAGACAACAGCAUUUGCCCGAGAUGAGGGAGGGACUGAGCAGAGAAGCUCGACCGAUCUCUGCAUACGCUGCACAGGACUAUACCAUCAGGGCUCAGACAUGGAAACCACUGGACUUUUUGGGACUUCUUGUAUUUGCUGUUAAAUUAAUUUAUGUAUUUGUCAUUCCUUUAAAAUAAAUGAAUGACACUUUAAAGUUGUGGUUUAAAUGUCAUGGUCUGACAAUAAAUAUGGUUUCAUUGUUUUUAAAACACUUUAAAUGGUUCCUCCCUACGUUUUAUAAUAGUUCUGUUGUGAUUGACUACACAUCUGGAAGAGCUGAUGUUUUUAUAUACUGUACCUUUAAAACACAUGAUAUUCCACAACACUACAUGCACAGCAACACAUAAUAUAGCAGAAAAAGUGAGAAUUGUACUGUACUGUGUGUGAGGUCAGGGAUGUUUAUGAAUAUACAGGAAGUUCCAAUUUUUAGCUGUUAUGUUUUUAUAGUAAAUCUGACUGCAUAAAGUUCUCUUAUUAUACAAUAAAUUUACGUGGAUAAUA